AUGUCGACCGAGUCAUCAGCGAAACCGACGUCGAGCGAGAAUAUCGUCGCGCAGAAGUAUGAUCGUUGCUUGGCGGAUCUCUUGGUGAAGUCAGGAGUCGGCUUCAGCGCAGGCGUCAUCGCCUCGGUCAUUCUCUUCCGCCGACGCGCAUGGCCCAUCGCGCUGGGCACCGGCUUUGGCAUGGGCGCAGCAUACGCCGACUGCGACCGCUCAUUCAACCCCGCACGGAUACCGGGGACGCGCGUAAUUACGGCGCAGGAGCUUGCGGCGCUCGCGACACAGGACAAGUGA
Messenger RNA from Postia placenta MAD-698-R-SB12, 291 nucleotides. RefSeq lists its product as hypothetical. The transcript has 5 exons. Bases 1 to 291 code for a protein of 96 amino acids. NCBI's taxonomy places the organism in Eukaryota, Fungi, Basidiomycota, Agaricomycetes, Polyporales, Adustoporiaceae. The record is from RefSeq and is a predicted model, not a curated record. Gene Ontology annotation, cellular component: mitochondrion; MICOS complex; mitochondrial inner membrane.